AUGACCACGUCUUCAGACAACAUGUUGCCGCCUGUCGCUGACUUUGACGACUUGCCUGUUUGGAUUAAUGACCCUGAAUUCCGACAACCUCGCUUCGAGGGCGAUCCUCGAUGUCGUCGUAGCGUUAUGGCCCGACUCAAAGCGAUCUUAUCGCUGACAGAUGGACACAGACCGUUCCGAUGGGGAUUUGCCAUUGUACGCACCGCUUAUGGUCCUGGUUCUGAUGAGCAGUUUCGACACGCUAUCAACAUCAUCAAUCGCGUAGCCAAAGUUUGGGCUGACGAUGAGGCGAAUAAUGUUAAAGAAAACAUCAUGUAUUGCAAAGACAACAGUGCAAUUCUUGACCAUAUUCCCGUCGAGGUUGACAUGCGUCCAAACGAGGAGUUCUUACGCCGCUUCGAGAACGACAUCCUCGAAGACAAGGAGGCGCUGGAGAAUGCUUCGUCGGCCGCAGUUCGCGCCUAUUUCAAGAAAUGGAUUUCGUCGAAGAGAGGCACUGCUCUCAUUGGAGACAUGCGAUUUGCUGCUUGCGUUAUGCUCGACGCCGAGACAUUGGAACAGUUCGCUGCUGUACCCGAGGGGUUUCCACGAGACACCCAAGAAGGAUAUAGAUCGUCGUACUGGCUCAAGCUGGUUGACACCGAUCCAAAUCCCGACGAAGCUGUCCGUGUUCGAGUGUACGGUCAUGAUGAUUUGAUGAAAUACUGGUUCGACCGCAACUUCCGCCAGCGACCCAUGUCGGAAAUGACUCACAGAUCCGAUCGUGAGAAUCCAGGAGUACUCUACUUCGGUAAACCCCGACUAGACAUCCCCAGAAUCACCCGUGAGACCUGA
Fusarium poae is the source of this 834-nucleotide messenger RNA. RefSeq lists its product as uncharacterized. Bases 1 to 834 code for a protein of 277 amino acids. The record is from RefSeq and is a predicted model, not a curated record. The transcript is spliced from 3 exons. NCBI's taxonomy places the organism in Eukaryota, Fungi, Ascomycota, Sordariomycetes, Hypocreales, Nectriaceae.